GAUCGUCUGGUUUCACGGAGAAGCUUGAACGGCGUAAGCAGGUAGGUCAUCGGACAUGGGUGCGAUAUAACCCUGCCGCCGCAUACGCACGACCUCUCCGGGGUGCCUAUCUGGCGCUAAAUCAUCACAGUUGCACACAGAAAAGUCUGUAUAUGCAAAGCAUGUCUUCCAAUCGAUACAGCAGGUACCAAGGCGGCGGCAGCAGCAGCAGGUCCAAACAGAAGGUUAUAACGAAUAAGGAUGUCUCAACCAAUCAACCUUUACCAGGUUCUAAUAACCAGCGAUCUACGAAGCCGCUGGGCGCCGCCUCUACCUCUGCCUGUGGUAGUGGAAGCCGAGAAUCUACAGGCAAGCCUAGUAUUCCCGAGGGCGGAGAUUGGGUUUCUAGUGUCAGCCACGGUAGCAAUUUUGUUGAUUACUUGCCUCAGGAUGAGGCGGUUGCUACUGGGCUAGGAGCUGACAAGGGCGGAUUGGAUCCUGUCGAGUCACAGCAAGUGGUGGAUCUAUUGAACAAAGAAUUAUCCCGUCUUCUGAAAUUGAACCCUACUGAUUUCUGGCGAGAAGUGGCCAGCAACACAUCUCUUCACUCUUUCCUUGAAAGCUUUCUUAAGUUUAGGAGUAGAUGGUAUGAUUUCCCAUACCGUGGACCAAAGGGCAUAGUUGCUGGAGUUAUUGUUGGUGAAUUUGAGCUAUCCCGACGUGUCUUCAUGGUCUUAUAUUGCAUUUCUAAUCCCGAUCUUGGAUCCAAGGCUGCUGACUGUUUCAGUGGGGAAGAAUAUUCAGCUCUUUUGCAGCAGAAGAAAUUACUUAAUUUGUCAAAGUUGUUAGAAAUUUCUGCUAUAUAUGGUCAUGAUAAUGAAGAUCUGACAAGAAUUUUGGUAAGUUUGAAAUAUCUCUCUCUACCCUUUUACACUUUUGCUGAGGUUCUUUGCUUUUCAGUUUGAAACACAAGCUUCCAAUUGUUUGAGCGUACAGAUGUGUCACUGUUUGAAGGUACAGAUGCUUAAGCUAGAUUACGUAGAUGUGUUCCUUUUAUGGAUGCGAUAACCGGGCAAUACCAGUUACUCAACAUUAUAUUCUAGCACUGAAAACUUUUUGUCAAAUUCAGAUGGAUCAGAAUGAAUUUUCUUUUAUAUG
Molecule: messenger RNA, 1137 nt
Organism: Cuscuta campestris
Lineage: Eukaryota; Viridiplantae; Streptophyta; Magnoliopsida; Solanales; Convolvulaceae
Source: the annotation of a GenBank genome assembly